This is a messenger RNA of Clunio marinus, 204 nucleotides long. The record is from the annotation of a GenBank genome assembly. NCBI's taxonomy places the organism in Eukaryota, Metazoa, Arthropoda, Insecta, Diptera, Chironomidae.
AUGGUAAAGAAAAGCUUCGUCUCAAUGCCUUCAACAUUUUAUCACGAUUUUCAAUGUGGAAACGACGACAAUGAAGUUCAGUUCAUUCAAAAAAUAUUUCUUCGCCUGCAUUCUUUCAUGUCUUCAAGCGUUUUCACUCUAAGGGACAACAUGACUAAAGAAGAACAUGUUCUGAACUUCAGAGGCACUGACACGACUUACUGA